AUGGCCCAAGACUCGGAACCUCUUCUGCUCGCCUUCAUUCAGAAUGCGAGAACCUACUCCGAACAGACAAGCGCCCUCGUGGCCCUGAAAACUGACAUAGUUGGACAUGUGCAGAAGAAGAAGUCAUGGGUCGGCCAAGGCGUUCUGCGGUCUCUUGUUGGCAUCCUGCAAGCCAGCAGGUUACCUUCUAAGACCAACGGGAAACCCAGCAAACUCCCGACCGACAGCAUAUGGCUGAGCGAGGAAGAGACGGUGAGGUUAGAGGCUUUACAAGUGCUGUCCAGCUUUGCUCUUGGAGGUCGCGCCUUCGUCGAACCCAUCAUCGCAUCUGGUGCCAUAGCCGCCAUACUAUCCAACAUUUCUCCCAGCACCAAUCCUCCUUUAGUCGUCACAGCCGCUCUGAAGGCUCUCGUCAACAUUUCCGACGCCGCUCUGUGGGUGACCGCAUUCCCGCCGCCGGAAAUACAGCAACUGGCCGAGGGCCUCUUCUCUGCGGAACACCUACACGAUCUUGGGGAGAUCCUGUGGCAGGCGGACGACUGGGCCGCCCCCGCUUGGCAUUAUCCAGUCCCUCUGGUAACCGCCUUGAUCGGUCGUCUUUGUCGGGACGAAAAGAGCGCACUCGCACUGGCGGAUUCCGAGGUUUUCGACCUGCUCGCGCGUGAGUUGGCGAGGUUUGUUGUGGCCCGGCGCCUGGAACACGGCUCUUUAACUUCUAUGGUAAGAAUGGCAAGGCAGUGCACCGGCCUCGCUAGCUUACUCCCUCCGCUCCCGAGCCAGCGCUCAAACUUGGCGUCACUCCUGGAGGCCCUGACUGCCAUCAUCUCGGACUCGCGUUACAGGGCGGCCAGACUAGAGUCGUCCCCGGCGAUUCUGGCCGUUUUCUCUUGCCUCGUCUUCACAGGCCAGUCAGAGACCGAAGACCGCGAGAAGGAUCCCGGCAAGGUGCAUCCGCCGGCUCCCCGCCACCAGGGCCACGGGUUUAGGGCGCAGCAGUCGUCCUCGACCCCUCUUAGCGCAGGAAAAUCUGGGGAGAACGCCCUCCAUUUGUCCAGAUCCGAUUGUGGUGGAUUUGGGCAUGGUUUGCCCGUGCAAGAUGCCUCGCGCCACGAAUCCCCGACCCGCGGCGAAGAGCCCGCCUCUGAGAUUUUCGACACGGCCAUGAUCCCAUGGCUAGCUGUCUUGUCCAGAGAGGGGCCGAAGGUUGAGCGUCUUAUGGCUGCCGGAUUGACGACCACUCUAUCCAAGUACGGCGGGAGCCCAGGUCGGUCCAAAACAACAACCAAACUAGAGUCGCUCGUCAUACCCAUCCUUGUCGAUAUGGCACGGGAACAGAACACGAAAGUGCGGGCUACCAAAUAUUCCACGGUUAGCCCUUCCGUCUCCCUCACAUGGGCGAGAUCAGAGCGGGUACCGGUCGUCCUACUCGUUCUAUCUAGGUUAAUAACAGACAUGGAACGCUUGCAAGAAAUUGCCUUCCAAAGUGGCGCGGCGAAGGUAUUUAGUAAGCUGUUGAAGGACGCGUACGAACCCGUACCGUCGUCGGCAUCUGUUCCACCCUGGUCCCCUCAGCCGGAUACUGGAAUGGUGGUAGAAAGCAGCUCUCCAGACUGCCAACUGGGACCGGAAGCCGAGCCGCUGCUCCUGGUGCAGAGGGUGAGGCUGCGCGAGGCUUCUCUCAAGGCCAUCGCCGCUCUCGCGGCUGGAAAGGACGAGUAUCGGAAAGAGUUUCUGGACCAAGAUAUUGUUCCCUAUGUCGUGCAGUCUCUCUCCACAACCCCCGGCAAGCCCUCUGGCCCCAAGGAUCGGUCCAAGAAAGACCACCCUGAUGGGCCUCUCCCCAAUUCGGCAACGUCAGGCUACGGGAGCAAUCCGUUAUCGGUCGUCAUCGCGGCAUGCCACGUCGUCAGGGUGCUUUCACGCUCGGUCAGCGUGCUCAGAACGGCUUUGGUGGACCACGGCGUCGAGCUGCCUCUUCUGCAGCUUAUGAAGUAUCCUGACGUCGACGUCCAGGUUGCCGCUACGGCUGCGGUCUGCAAUCUGGUCACCGAAGUUAGUCCUGCCAAGAAUACCUUGAUUUCGAAGGGCGUCAUGAAGGUACUAUGCGAGCAUGCGCACUCUGUUACAGCGGCGCUGCGACUCAAUGCCAUGUGGGCCCUUAAGCACCUGGUGCAUGCCGUGGGUACGGACAUCAGAAAACAAUGCCUCGAGGAGCUCGAGUCGGGUUGGCUAGUCCGGCUGAUAUGCGACGACACCGAGGACGAUGCCCUGCACUUGGCCAAGUCGAAUCAAGAGAGGCAGUUCCCUGGCAGCGGCAACCGAAGCGACGAUCUCGACGGAGACGUCGAGAUGGGGCGGGGCGAUGGACCCCCGAUCAACUUUUGGUACGGCAGCACGGGCAUCCCUCGCGGUUAUGAAGACAAGCCGGCUCCGUGGGUCUUGGAGGUCGAAGGCAGAAUCAUGUCCCUCCGUGAGGCGGAACUAAACCCAGAGCGGAAGGCACGGAACGACGACCUAGCGAUCCAGGAGCAGGCACUGAACUUCAUCCGGAACCUGAUCGGGCCUUCAGGACAAGGAGGCAGCUCGGAGCUGGCCAGCGAGUCGACGGAAAUGAUAGAUCACCUGCUCAACACCCUCGGACAGGAUCGAUUCUUCGGUAUACUGGCGAAGAAGCUCCAAGCAAAAGUGCUCCACCCGGGCACGAGGCGGGCCGGUGCGAGCCCCGUGGAGACGAGGGUGCUUUACCCGCAACCCAAGGUCGUCGAGGCGGUCAUCUACAUCUUGGUGCACAUUGCGGCCAGCGUACCGCGCCACCGGCAAGUGGUGAUCGCGCAGGCGGACCUUCUCAAGCUACUGGGCAACCAUUUCUCGAGCAAGGACAAGGACGUCCGGUUGGCGCUAUGUGCUCUCAUCAGUAACCUGACGUGGCAGGACGACGAUAGCGACGCGAGAGCAUGCGGGCUUCGUGCGCAGGAGCUCAAGAAGCUGGGGAUGCUGGGCAAGCUGGAGGCAUUGGAAGAGGACUCUGGUCUGGGCGUGCGCGAGAGGGCCAAGACCGCGCUCUGGCAACUGAAACAAGCCUUAUUUUAA
Molecule: messenger RNA, 3090 nt
Organism: Sodiomyces alkalinus F11
Lineage: Eukaryota; Fungi; Ascomycota; Sordariomycetes; Glomerellales; Plectosphaerellaceae
Product: armadillo repeat protein
Exons: 3
Coding region: 1-3090 (1029 amino acids)
Biological process (GO): proteasome-mediated ubiquitin-dependent protein catabolic process
Cellular component (GO): GID complex
Molecular function (GO): protein binding
Source: RefSeq, a predicted model, not a curated record